Molossus molossus (Pallas's mastiff bat) is the source of this 2829-nucleotide messenger RNA. RefSeq names its product sorting nexin 1 (gene SNX1). Gene Ontology annotation, molecular function: phosphatidylinositol binding. Bases 27 to 1601 code for a protein of 524 amino acids. Gene Ontology annotation, biological process: intracellular protein transport; early endosome to Golgi transport. The transcript is spliced from 16 exons. Gene Ontology annotation, cellular component: endosome membrane; endosome. The record is from RefSeq and is a predicted model, not a curated record. Lineage: Eukaryota; Metazoa; Chordata; Mammalia; Chiroptera; Molossidae.
GUUGGAGGCUUGUCUCAUUUUUCAGUAUGGAGGUUCUGAAUGAGUCACCCCAAGAUGUGCCUCUGUGGUAUGCAGAUUGUUUUAAGCUAAAGGCAACUUUAGCUUCUGGCUCAAGAGAAACUUCUGCCCCUACGGUUCUAUCCAAGCAGCUAUGGUUUGGCCUUAAAGACGGUCCGGUGGAGGGAGAAAGACAGAGUAAGCCCCAGUCUCCAAAGAGAAUUACUUCCUUUCCUAUCAACAGUGGCUCCAAAGAAAAUGGAAUCCAUGAGGAACAAGACCAAGAGCCACAGGAUCUCUUUGCAGAUGCCACAGUGGAGCUUUCACUGGACAGCACACAGAAUAAUCAGAAGAAGGUACCAGCCAAAACACUCAUAUCUCUCCCUUCACAGGAAGCCACAGAUUCUCCUAAGCCCCAGCAAAGCUACGAGGAGCUAGAGGAGGAAGAACAGGAAGACCAAUUUGAUUUGACAGUCGGUAUAACUGAUCCUGAGAAGAUAGGGGACGGUAUGAAUGCCUAUGUAGCCUAUAAAGUUACAACACAGACGAGCUUACCAAUGUUCAGAAGUAAACAGUUUGCAGUGAAAAGAAGAUUUAGUGACUUUCUGGGUCUUUACGAGAAGCUUUCAGAGAAACACUCUCAGAAUGGCUUCAUUGUCCCUCCUCCACCUGAGAAGAGCCUAAUAGGAAUGACGAAAGUAAAAGUUGGGAAAGAAGAUUCCUCUUCUGCAGAAUUUCUUGAAAAACGGAGGGCUGCUUUAGAAAGGUACCUUCAGAGGAUUGUGAACCAUCCUACCAUGUUACAGGACCCUGAUGUCAGGGAGUUCUUGGAAAAAGAAGAGCUGCCACGUGCUGUGGGUACCCAGGCAUUGAGUGGUGCUGGUCUCCUCAAGAUGUUCAACAAAGCCACAGAUGCCGUCAGCAAAAUGACCAUCAAGAUGAAUGAAUCAGACAUUUGGUUUGAGGAGAAGCUCCAGGAGGUAGAGUGUGAGGAGCAGCGCUUACGGAAACUGCAUGCUGUCGUAGAAACUCUAGUCAACCAUAGGAAAGAGCUAGCGCUGAACACAGCCCAGUUUGCAAAGAGUCUAGCCAUGCUUGGGAGCUCAGAGGACAACACGGCAUUGUCACGGGCACUCUCCCAACUGGCUGAGGUGGAAGAAAAAAUCGAGCAGCUCCACCAGGAACAAGCCAACAAUGACUUCUUCCUCCUUGCCGAGCUCCUGAGUGACUACAUUCGUCUCCUGGCCAUAGUCCGAGCUGCCUUCGACCAGCGCAUGAAGACAUGGCAGCGCUGGCAGGAUGCUCAGGCCACACUGCAGAAGAAGCGGGAGGCUGAGGCUCGGCUGCUGUGGGCCAAUAAGCCUGACAAGCUGCAGCAGGCCAAGGACGAAAUCGUGGAGUGGGAGUCUCGGGUGACUCAGUAUGAAAGGGACUUUGAAAGGAUUUCAACAGUGGUCCGAAAAGAAGUGAUACGUUUUGAGAAAGAGAAAUCCAAGGACUUCAGAAACCACGUGAUCAAGUACCUUGAGACACUGCUGUACUCACAGCAGCAGCUGGCAAAGUACUGGGAAGCCUUCCUUCCUGAGGCAAAGGCCAUCUCCUAAUGGACCAAGGACACCAGAGCCCACCUGCCUGACGCUGCCUUUUUAUACACUAUCCUCCUCCACCUCUGCUGGACCCCAGUGAUGCAUCCUGCCUAACCGGGACUUCACCCUGCCUCCCGCCCCCAGCCAAGCUGUCCGUCAUUCUAACUGUUCCUUUAGCUUCCAUAUAUAUUUUCUUACCUGAGAGAAUAGUUUCUUGCUUUAAGCAAAAGACCUAUAAUAGGUGGUGGAAUUAUGGGAUAGGUGUGGAGUAGUGAUAUAAAUAUAUAAAUACAAAUGUAUAUUUUUCAGGAUGUGGUUAGGAACUGGGAAUAACGUUUUCUGUUACUCCUGAUGGUGCCAUGAAAAGAUUAUGUAAUAAAAUAUUUUAAAAUUGGGUCAUGUGACUCAGAAUGGUGGUGCUUUUUCCUUUAGGCUGGGGUGCAGUUGGGAAGCAGGUCUGGAAUACUCCCCGGUGCUGCCCAGGUAGAGUAAGUUUCUCUCCUUAAGAGAUCGCAGCCUUUUGCUGCUGCUUCUGCCCUGUGGCACCGGAGCUUCCUUUUCUCCACCCACCAUAGCAACAGGUUGGCAGGGUCUCCUGAUCUGUUUAUUCCUUCUUCCUACUUCUUUAGAGAAGGAGUUUUAAAGAUGUCUCUUAUAAUAAGAGGGGCAAAACCCAUUUUCCUGCAAAGGAGGCAGACCUCUUUUAUGCCUACCCUGUUUCCCUAAGCUGCCCAGAGUGCUCUGAGUCCUGCCUUCUGAUAGCAAAGUCUUGGGUCCUGAGCUUCUUUUUGCCACCCAUCAAAACUCGUCCUGAAAAGUGUCAAGGACUGAUAAGGAGUUAACUCUCUAUCUCCAUAGACAAGAGCCAGGCACUCUGCUUCAUGAUAAGGUUAUUCAAGAGUUCCUAAACCUUUCGAGGUUCCAAGAAGCGUUACUGUCUGUGCCCGAGAGGGAGCAUGCCAUUGAGAGGUCCCUGUGUUGUCUGCAUGAGCUGAGGGCCUUGAAAGGGGCCUCUGUGCUGGCCCGGCCAGGGACCUGCUCGAACAUGCGCUGUUGCUGGGCUUCCCCUCUGCUGUGUCCACAGCUGCUUAAGCUCUCUGGUCAGAGGGACUGCCAAGCUGCUCUGUGGGCAGAGCUGGCAGACUGCCUACCAUGUGGACCUUGCCACUCGUAGCCCCACUGACUGAGGCACUCCACACCUGCUCUGCCAGGUGUUUGGGGAGGGGCAGCCUGAGACAAGAGAUGC